UCAAGUCUUGGAAACGAAACAUCAUCAAAGGCGGAGCAUGAAGAUGCCUUAUAAUAAUCCUUUCAAGCACUCCGUGACACAUUAUUGGAUUUUGGUGUGACUUAACCAGACUUAAGAAAGAAAAACAAGCAGAGAAAGAUUUAAAUAACUCGGACCGUGAUGGAAAUAACAGUAAAAGAAAUCAACGGAAACACGACACGUCUGACUGUGGACCUCGGUGCCACAGUUGGUGACCUGAAGCAGAAGAUUUCGCAGCACUUUAAUGUGCAAACUUCUCAACAGAAGCUGUCUGCAAAUAAUGGUCAACGACACAACCUUGAUGAUGAUUCCAGAAGCCUCAGUAGUUAUGGUUUGAGCUCUGGAUCCACAAUAGCGCUCCUCAUCACGAACCCUGUACCCAUCAAGCAGGUGUUUGUCAAGAACGAUAGUGGCAAGAUAAGCACUUAUGAUGUGGACGCCGAUGAGACUGUAGAUCAGCUCCGGAAAAAGAUCUACAACAAAGAGAGAGUCCCUCUGGAUCAGUGGCGUCUGGUUUGCGAUGGUAAUGAACUGAAGUCUGGCAUGAAGUUAAAAGACUGCGACAUUAAAGUUGGAAGCACACUGCACAUGAUGUUCCGUCUCCGAGGAGGUUAAUGAAGAAAAAUAGCGACAGAAUUUAUAUGUGCAUCCGAGACUAAAGGUGUCGAAGUAUUUGUUAUAAAAACGGAUUUAUAUAAAACCUAAAAGGAUGCAUAAAACAUAAAUAGACCUAAAGCACUUUAUUCGUUCUGUUCUAAUUUUAAAUGCAGUUAUGUAUGUAUUUUUAAUUUAAUAUUUAUAUGACACUAUUUAUUUCUUUGUGCAUUUUUUCUUCUUCUGUACAUUUGUAAA
Misgurnus anguillicaudatus (oriental weatherfish) is the source of this 870-nucleotide messenger RNA. The record is from RefSeq and is a predicted model, not a curated record. NCBI's taxonomy places the organism in Eukaryota, Metazoa, Chordata, Actinopteri, Cypriniformes, Cobitidae.